UGGGAUGCUAUAGUUAUGAAGAUACGGUGAAAGAGGAGGCAGACCUUUAUAGAUCUCUUCCUCAUUCUACUUCAGCCUAUUUUUCUGCAAUGUUGCUCCAUGAUGCAAAAAGCUGCUGACUAUCCUGAAGCUGCUUGUUAGCUCCACCUAAAAAUUUACUACCCGAGACUGCUGCCAGACCAUAAAUCCUCUGGUUCAGAAAAGCUUUCUGGCUUUCCUUGUUGCAAUGGGCAUCAUCGUGGCCCUGGGUGAUGCAUACUGCUUUGGUAAACAUUACAAGCCAGGGAAGGCUGACAAAGGCUGUAUGCUGAAUGGAAAACUGUACCCCCUUGGACACAUUGAGAGGACAGAAGAUUGCUACAGAUGCGACUGCAGCCGAACUGAAAUGAGGUGUUGUUCAAUAUUUUCUACUCCUGUUGCUUAUGACAAAGAGAACUGUGAAGUCAUUUUCAAUGAAGAAACUUGUGACUAUGAUGUGGUGCAGAAGGACGACCCCUCAAAGGAGUGCUCUCGAGUUGCACGUGUGGGCUAAAACGUGGGCUAACAUCUGCUCCAAACCUCUGCACUGUGGAAUUGCUCCCCUUCCUACACAUGCUUUGCCAUCACAGAGAAGUACAAUGACGUGGGAAAUCUACUUGUUCUAAUUCAGCAUAUAAGAUGCAUUAAUCACAUACAAUGUCUCCUUUCUGUACUAUUUGCAUGGGUGUCGCUGAGCUCUUUUGACUACAAUAAAUCCAGAUGAAACAUCCA
This is a messenger RNA of Pipra filicauda (Wire-tailed manakin), 750 nucleotides long. RefSeq names its product beta-microseminoprotein-like. The record is from RefSeq and is a predicted model, not a curated record. The coding region runs from base 227 to 532 and encodes 101 amino acids. The transcript has 4 exons. Lineage: Eukaryota; Metazoa; Chordata; Aves; Passeriformes; Pipridae.